AGAGGAAAUGUUUGUGUCAUAUUUAUAUUCCCUGGUGCCUCACUUUGCGACAAAGAUGUAUCCAGUAUUUGUGUUUUUCGGAGUUUUAGCGAUAUCUCACGGAUAUGUUAAUGUUGCCAUAAACAAACCAACAUUUCAACAAUACCCUGUACUAGAUGACGACAAAUUUGACUCCAGUAACGCUGUGGACGGACGUAAAUCUGACCUGAGCGAGGAUGGAGGUCAAUGUGCUGUAUCAGCUCAAGAACAAACCGCCACCUUGUGGGUGAACCUGACCAGUAUCCACAGCAUCCAUCACAUCACGGUCUACUUCAUGACGGACAAUGAUCCAUGGGGUAUAGUCACAUUCACUUAA
Molecule: messenger RNA, 355 nt
Organism: Magallana angulata
Lineage: Eukaryota; Metazoa; Mollusca; Bivalvia; Ostreida; Ostreidae
Exons: 2
Coding region: 8-355 (115 amino acids)
Source: RefSeq, a predicted model, not a curated record